AUGUACCUUUUCUGCAAGCGCACCGUAGUGGCGCGGCAGAUCUCAAAGGCGUGGAACCAAGCGUCGAACGGGAAGGCGGGGCGUGUGCACCGCACAAUUUUUAACCUCGCGCGAAGCAUGAUUUUUGCCUGCGCGCUGCCACUCAACUUCUGGGGCAACACUGUGUUUUACGCGAUUUACGUGCUAAACAGAAGCCCGACGAGCUCUUACCGGAACGUGUGUCGCCACUCGAAACGCUGA
Messenger RNA from Peronospora matthiolae, 240 nucleotides. NCBI's taxonomy places the organism in Eukaryota, Oomycota, Peronosporomycetes, Peronosporales, Peronosporaceae. The record is from the annotation of a GenBank genome assembly.